AAAAAUCAUGCAAGAUUUCAGACCUUUGAUGGCAUACAUGUCUAAAAGUCUCUCUGGGGAUUUAGAUUUUUAGAUAUGGUUUUAGGAAUUAGGAAUAUUAGUUCAAAAUAUUGAAUAUUUAUACAUUGUUGGUACGCGUGUAAAACAUAGUGCAUAAUAUUAUAUCUUCCGCCAUUGUACAGACAAGAAGGACGAGCAGUGGUAGGGAAUACAUACAGUGACGAAAUUGGGACGCAUUUGCGAUUACAUGUGUUAUACUUAAGUGAAGUGAAUAUUUUUGGAUUAUUCUGUGCUGGAAGUACUAGAAGAUACUUUUUAAAUCGUUUAGAACACGUUUUAAUUCAUAAAUUGCCAAUAGUUUCGAUUAAUGUUUUUAUAGUCUGUUCCAUAGUUUUGAAUCGGUGUUUUGUUAAAAAGUCGGAUUCUUAGCACUAUUUGUGAGGCUGUGAAAGCAGCCUCUGCAAUGAAAGUUUGUGGCUUUUGAAACCAAGAAUAAUGAGUUUCACAAGUGAUGAGGUCAACUUUCUGGUUUACAGAUACCUUCAGGAGUCGGGAUUUGUGCACUCCGCAUACACAUUUGGAAUUGAGAGCCACAUCAGUCAGUCCAACAUCAAUGGAGCCUUGGUUCCACCUGCUGCUCUCCUCAACAUAAUCAUGAAAGGCCUGCAGUACACAGAGGCUGAAAUCAGCAUUGGAGAGGAUGGAGCUCAGGCAAAAAACAUAGAAGCUUUGACUUUGAUAGAUGCGGUGAUGCCUGAUGUUGUGGAGUCAAAGAAACAAGCAGCUCAACCUGCUCCUAAAAUCAAGACGGAACCUGCCAGCACUAACGGUGAAGAGGCUACGCCUGCAGAAAUCGCGAAUCACACAGAUGCUAUGGAAGUGGAAGUUGGACAAGAGAUUCCCACAAACAAAGCUACAGUUUUACGAGGACAUGAGUCAGAAGUUUUCAUAUGUGCAUGGAAUCCCACCAAUGAUCUACUGGCAUCAGGAUCUGGGGAUUCAACCGCGAGGAUUUGGAACAUGAAUGACAACAGUUGCUACAGUGCGAAUCAGUUAGUCCUCCGACAUUGUAUUCAGAAAGGAGGUACAGAAGUCCCUAGUAACAAAGAUGUCACCUCUCUAGACUGGAAUUGUGAAGGGACUUUACUGGCUACAGGGUCUUACGAUGGUUAUGCCAGGAUAUGGAGUACAGAAGGAAGACUAGUGAACACAUUAGGGCAACACAAAGGACCAAUUUUUGCUCUGAAGUGGAAUAAACGAGGAAAUUAUAUUCUAAGUGCAGGUGUAGACAAGACCACAAUAAUCUGGGAUGCUAGCUCAGGAAAUUGUACACAGCAAUUCGCAUUUCAUUCUGCCCCCGCGCUGGACGUGGAUUGGCAGAGUAAUGCUACAUUUGCAUCGUGCUCUACCGACCAAUGCAUCCAUGUGUGUAGGCUAGGAAUGGAGCGUCCAAUGAAAACAUUCCAGGGACAUACAAAUGAAGUUAAUGCCAUCAAAUGGGAUCCACAAGGUCAACUUCUUGCCUCGUGCUCAGAUGAUAUGACAUUAAAAAUAUGGAGUAUGAGACAGGAUCCUUGUGUGCAUGAUCUCCAGGCCCAUAGUAAAGAAAUCUACACAAUCAAGUGGAGCCCCACCGGGCCCGGCACAAACAACCCCAAUGUACCGCUCAUACUGUCCAGUGCAUCUUUUGACUCGACAGUGAGGUUAUGGGAGGUAGAACAGGGUCGUUGUCUCCACACCCUGACCAAACACCAAGAGCCCGUCUACAGUGUGGCCUUCAGUCCCGACGGCAAAUACCUGGCCAGUGGAUCCUUCGACAAGUGUGUCCAUAUCUGGAAUGUUCAGAGCGGACAGUUAGUGCACAGUUACCGAGGGACGGGGGGAAUAUUUGAGGUGUGCUGGAAUCAUCGGGGUGACAAAGUAGGAGCCAGUGCAUCAGAUGGAUCAGUGUUCGUCCUAGAUUUGCGAAAAUGAUAUUCCACAGUUAACCUUGAGACGUUCUUGAGUUAAAUAUUGUUUGUCUGUGAUAUGUGUUGAUGGUGUGCAGUUGAUAGACCAUUGUCCUGCCUUCUGAAGGCACCAGCCAGCCCCAGAGAGAGGCUCAGAGCCCCGCCCACAUCAUUACAGCACCGUGUCACACCCAAGCUGUCCAAUGCUUCCCUCUCAAGCAUUCAGUCCACUGACCAAUAUAGAGGAAGGGAAAGAUGACAAGAUCGUAUUGUGAAGAAACUACAUAUUGUUCACAUUACAUGUGUGUGUAUAUAUAUACUAAUAGGUCUAUAUUAGUUUUCAUGGGAAAAUUGUUAAAGUAAUAUUGAUCUCAGGUGUGUAAGUGUUUGUGUAUAAGUGUUUUGAUUUGAGUGUUGUCAUCUUUCCACCUCUCACAGAAAGUGCUACUUUUAUACUAAUAUACGAAAAAAGAAAAAAAAAAUUCAUGUUAUAAAUUUUGUUGCUUUAGAACUGGGAAAAAUGACGAAUUGAAAUGGCUUUUUUUACUGUCAGAAAAGGUAUACAAAGGCUAUAUUUUAAACUAUACUAGUAUUUGGUUUUUGUUUUCUUGAGACAUUAAAACCACAUCUUGUUUAUCAUAAACAAAAGGUUUUGAACAAUAACAAAUAACUAGGUGUGCAUUAUUGAUACGCCUUUGUUCAAAAGCUGUAUUUCACAAGAUGACUGGUUUUAUGGAGAUGGCAGCUAUGUCAUUUUUAGUUCUUUAUGUAGUCAUUAUUUGUAUUCUUGUACCAAAAAUAAAAACAUGCAGAAAAUAGAUAAUUACAGUAUGAGAAAAUAGAUUUAAAAGUUUUAUGGAAUUAAAAAAAUUAAAAAGUUGUACGUGUAUUUUAAUUCAGUAUGAACCUUAUUCUUAUUCUGUAUGAACCUAAAAAUUAUCUGGAGAUAUCAUUAAAAUAUGUCUAUAUCUUUUUAGAGAAGGUAAAAAUUGAGUAAAUCUUUAAUAAUUUGAUCAUGCCAGUGUUUAUUAAAACUCUGUGCCAAGCUUUGGUAUGUACCUGUAGAAACAUUUAAUACAAAGUGGUAGUUGUUGCCCUGAUAAAAGAUAUCACUCUGUACUGUGUGCAUGAAUCUUGCUAUUGUAGAUCAUGUAUGUACUAGGGCGUUUCAUUUGUCAAAUACAGAGACAAUUUGUCAACAUA
Messenger RNA from Magallana angulata, 3152 nucleotides. Its product is annotated as F-box-like/WD repeat-containing protein TBL1XR1. Gene Ontology annotation, molecular function: transcription corepressor activity; protein binding. Lineage: Eukaryota; Metazoa; Mollusca; Bivalvia; Ostreida; Ostreidae. The transcript has 15 exons. Gene Ontology annotation, cellular component: histone deacetylase complex. Gene Ontology annotation, biological process: regulation of transcription by RNA polymerase II. The record is from RefSeq and is a predicted model, not a curated record. Bases 496 to 1974 code for a protein of 492 amino acids.